This is a messenger RNA of Aquila chrysaetos chrysaetos, 2835 nucleotides long. It is a transcript of the gene TMEM150A, whose product is annotated as transmembrane protein 150A. The transcript has 8 exons. Lineage: Eukaryota; Metazoa; Chordata; Aves; Accipitriformes; Accipitridae. The record is from RefSeq and is a predicted model, not a curated record. Bases 1 to 1326 code for a protein of 441 amino acids.
AUGGUGUUCGGGGCAGAGAGAGAAUCAUCUGGGGCUGGAGGGGGGGGUGGUGAGCCCCCAGCGCCCCGCAGCCAGCCGCUGCCGUCCGACUCGGCCUCGGCAAAGGCUGCUCCAGGCUGCAGCUCCAGGGCGCUGCGUCUGCCGAGCGGGAGCUCGGCCCUCUGCCACGGCUUGUCUCCCGCGGAGGAGAAGGCACGGCAGCCCGCGCUCGCGGGGCCGGUCGGGCUGCCGGCCCCGCGGGACCCGAGCGCUAGCGGCUCCCUGCGCUCCCCGCCGCCGGCUGCCUCCCGCAGCUCUGCCCGGCCGGGGGUGCCGGCGCGUCCCCCCGGGGCCGGCGGCGCGGCCGCCACGUUGGCGCGCGGGCCGCGCCGGGCCCUCGCCGCUCCCCCCACUCGGGCCCUGCCCGCCGCGACGCCGCCUGCCCGCGGGGCCGGCCUGGGCUGUCCCGGCUCGGCUCGGCUCCGCAGGUGCAUCUUUUUCCCCCUUCUUCCCCCUCUCCUAUCCCUUCUUUCAUCCCUCCCCCCUUCCCCCUGGGGGAUCCUGCCCGUCACGCUGCCUGCCUUCACCAUCACCGGCAUGUGGAUCGUGUACGCCAUGGCACUCUCCAACAACCACAUCUGCCCCGUCCACAACUGGAAUUACAACCAGUCGUGUGGCGGGGACGGCCCCGGCUCCUGCUGCACGCUGGACCACAUCCCCCUCGUCAGCAAGUGUGGCACCCUGCCUCCCGAGAGCUGCUUCUUCAGCCUCAUCUGCAGCCUGGGCUCCUUCAUGGUCAUCCUGGUGGGGCUGCUGCGCUACGCCCACCUCCUGGAGCGUCUCGGGCCGUCUCUCCUCAACACCUUGGGGCUGGCCACCGGCUGGGUCUGCGCCGCCGGCCUCACCAUGGUCGGCAACUUCCAGGUGGAUCACGCCAAGGUGCUGCACUACAUUGGGGCAGGGGUGGCCUUUCCCACCAGCAUGCUGUUCCUGCUCCUGCAGUCCAUCCUCACCUACCGCAUGGCCAAAACCCGUGGGCAGUACUGGACCGGCCACUUACGUAGCAUCCUCACCGCUGUGGCCUUCCUCACCCUUGUCUUCAGCGGUGUGUUCUUCAUCCAGGAGAGCUUCGUGCUGCAGCAUGUGGCCGCCCUGUGCGAGUGGAUGUUCAUUAUCGAUGUCCUGGUCUUCUACGGCACCUUCACCUUUGAGUUUGGGGCCAUCUCCACAGACACCUUCCUGGUCCUGCUGAAAGCCAGCCGGGCUCCCAAAAGUUACAAAGGCGAGAGUGGCGUGUCCAGCACGGCCCACAUCCACAGCCACGCGGAGGGCCUGGCUAUGGCCUGACCCCCGCGGGAGGCAGGGUCACAGUGGAAGACCCCUAAAUAGGGCUCUGCCGGUGACUCCUCCGCCUUGAACGUCUCCGAGACCCCGGCUGCCUCGGGGUGCGUGUGUGUGCACGCGUGGGCGUGCGGUGCCCUCCCCUCCUGGUGGGAGCUGUGGCUGGCGCUCCUCUGGCAGCCGGUGUCCCCUGCAGGAGCUGCCCCCUCUCUGCCCGCAGGGUUUGGGGUCACUGCUGUGGUGCCAGCCCAGUGCUGCUAUUGGCAGAGCCAGGAUCUGCCCCUGUGCCUCUGGGGUUGCCCCGUCUGAGUCGGGGGCUGUCGGAGGCAAUCAUACAGAGGCCCCCUUCUGUAAGGGACAUGGGGGAAUAGGGAGCUCACCCUCCCCUCACCACGCAAGCCUGGUGUGCUGGGGAGGGGGGGAUCACUGUUCCUCCCUCGUCCACGGCCACUGGGGUAGGGUUCUGCAGACCAAGCCUUCCAGCCGGCCGCUGUGACUGUCAGAGGAGCCAAAAACCCAGAGUGCCUUGUCCCUUCCUCGGGAGGUGAUGGCAGUGUCAGUCUGUCUGCACCCGCGGUGAGGAUGGCAGGGGGGGUUGUCUCUCCCUGCCUGCCUGCCUGGGUGGGGGUAGUGCCUUGAUGACACCAGCAGCCCCAGUUGGACCGCACUGGCCUUCCCAACCAGGGCUCUUGCUGCUUGGGGCCUUCCAUGCCUCCAGCCGAUGACUUUCCCACAUUUUUUCAGCUUGGAGGAGAAUUGCUGAGGCAGGUUUCACCUCUUGGGCCAUGGCAUUCCCAUGCUCCCUGGCAGUCAGCUAGGUUAGGAAAUGGGUCUCCUCAUUUACUGUCACACCGGGGAUGUCCUGCAAGCACAGUGCUUGCAGAGCAGUAGAUUUCCCCUCCAUAGCACAGCCAACCUAAGCUGUCGUGCCGGGAAGCCGGCACACCCCAGCCCCAGUCUCCCAGCGCAGGGGUGGGCUGCUGCCAGCCCUCCCACCCAGGGAGCGCAGGCACGGAAAGGGGAAGCACUUCUGUAGGAACAGAGGAAGGUUGCACCCCGUUCUGCUGGGACUCCGAAAUCCGUCCUCUGGUGCCCUCUCCAGCGCUCAGCCUGGCCAGCGCCUGCCUGGUGAGAGCCUGUCCCGCUCGGCCCCAGCCUGGGGCGUCCUGGGCAGGGGGCUGGGGUGGGGGGAUGAGGUGUAGAGGGAGAUGAAUGCGUGUGUGUGUAUAUAUAGCUCUACAUAUAUACACACACACACACACACACACACACAUAUAGAUAUAUAUAUAUAUAAAUUUUCCCUUGUCCCUGGAGAGGGGCAUUUGCUGCUGCUGUGUGCAUUGAUCAGGUCGGGCUUCCUGAUUGACCCACCUUUUCAAAAUUGGCCUAUAAAUCCACCAGUAUAUGUAGUUUGAAGAGGAGCAUUUCUGACUUUUAUAUCUAAUAUAUGUUUAAAUAUAUAUAUAUAUCUCAAGAGAGAACAGUGAAUUUACAAUAAUAAAAGUGAAAAUCAGC